AUGGGUACGCGCGGGCCCUAUGCCCUGGUGGACACCACGCCGGCCAAAACCAUCUUGGUGUACCGCAACGGGGACCAAUUCUAUGUGGGCCGAAAGUUCGUGUUCUCGCGGCGACGCGUAGCCAACUUCGAGGUCCUGCUGGAGCAGCUGACCGAGCAGGUGGAUGUGCCCUUCGGAGUGCGGAGGCUCUACACGCCCACGCGCGGUCACCAGGUGCUCGGGCUGGAUGCCUUGCAGGCCGGUGGCAAGUACGUGGCCGCGGGCCGUGAGCGCUUCAAGAAACUGGACUAUAUUCAUAUAGUUCCCAGAAAACCUCCAAAGAUGAGAAAGUUGAAGGAGAUCAAGCCAGUGGUACAUUGUGACAUCAACGUGCCUUCCAGGUGGCAAACACAAAGCAGGACAACCCGACAUAUAAAUGUUUUCACAAACGGAAAAUUAUUUAUCCCACCUAUAAAAAUUAUUAUACCCAAAUUCAGCCUGUCAGAUUGGAGCAGCGUGCUGGCUAUGAUUGGAGAGAAAGUCUUCCCUCUGGGAGGUGUUCGGAAGUUGUAUACAAUGGAUGGGCAUCUUUUGGACAACUCAAAGGAUUUGCAAGACAAUUCUUUUUAUGUUGCUGCAGGACUGGAGACUUUCAAAGCCAUUCCUUACUGGAAGUCCCCACGGGUUCCCAGUGAGGUCCAGCAGAGGUUUGGGGGCAAUGAUAAAUACACACAAACAAAGAAGAAAGUGGAGCCCAAAGGCAAAGAACCUCUCAAAAACGACAGCAUACCACCUAAAAGCCAGGAUUCUGUUUAUUAUGCCAAAGAGAAAAAGAAGACAGCCCCGGGACCCUUAGUUCAAAGCGGUGCAGAGGGUGAUGUGUAUAAAGCUCAGACUGCAGAUAAGGAGGCCCAGGAAGCACUAGAAGCACUGGAAGUCAGGGAGGAUCCAGAGGUGAAGGUGGAGGUGCCGGUUGACCAGGUACCAGCCGAAAUUGUUAAGGAAAUUGAUGAGCUAGGCGGCAACAGCCCUGACUUGGAAAGUGGUGUGAUUUUUUGGAAACGUCAUCUGGGGAGGCAGUGUGUUCCAGGCUCUCUUGAGUCCAGGGGGUGA
This is a messenger RNA of Microtus oregoni (creeping vole), 1092 nucleotides long. RefSeq names its product doublecortin domain containing 2C (gene Dcdc2c). Gene Ontology annotation, biological process: intracellular signal transduction. The transcript is spliced from 10 exons. NCBI's taxonomy places the organism in Eukaryota, Metazoa, Chordata, Mammalia, Rodentia, Cricetidae. Gene Ontology annotation, cellular component: microtubule; microtubule organizing center. Bases 1 to 1092 code for a protein of 363 amino acids. The record is from RefSeq and is a predicted model, not a curated record.